Molecule: messenger RNA, 1042 nt
Organism: Rana temporaria (common frog)
Lineage: Eukaryota; Metazoa; Chordata; Amphibia; Anura; Ranidae
Product: protein kinase C beta type-like
Exons: 3
Coding region: 51-440 (129 amino acids)
Biological process (GO): protein phosphorylation
Molecular function (GO): ATP binding; protein serine/threonine kinase activity
Source: RefSeq, a predicted model, not a curated record
UAUUCGAAAAGCCAUAUGGGAUACAGGCUGAUUAUUUUUCACUCGGAGUCAUGAUUUAUGAAAUGGCAACUGGUCGCCAUCCAUACUGUACUUCAAAAAUGACCAAACCUCAGGUGAAAAAGGCGAUAAUGGAACCUGUGUCUGAAUAUCCACGGGACAUGGAUCCUGACCUCCGGGGUCUCAUCAUGAGGCAUCUGGAAAUGAACCAAGCAUGGAGAAGGGAGCUCGUCCAUGAUGUCAGAGAUCAUGCAUUUUUUAGAGGCGUCAACUGGAAGGACUUAGAACUUGGAAAGGUCAAACCACUGGAUUACACAAGACCACGUCUGGAGACUCAAGAUGAGAAUUUCAAAUGGGAAGAUGUUAUACCUUCUGAACCAAGUUCACGAAUUCCAUCAAAGAAGCAGCAGAAGAUCUUUUCCGGAUUUUACUUUGAAAGCUAGAGACUGGGAGAGCCAAGUGUGAUCAUGGAGAAAGCAACCUCGGCCUCUUCAUUACAUUACAAUUCAUUUUCACAAAACCUGGAUGAGGAUCAUCACCCAACAAACGUCUGGUCUGAUCCACAGCCUGAAAAAAACAGGCUCCUCCUCCAGACUCCUAUUCAUAUAUUACACAAAGUGACACUUCAUUCAUGUCACCGCAAAGCAGUGCAGUGCAUUACAACGCUGUACAAUGACACGUGUUACCUUUCUGUGUGUUGCAUUUUUCAGUGUUUUUAAGGCAUUUUUAAUGUGCGUUUUAUGGCAUUUUUUUGUAUUUAUGUAGUAUUUAAUAUUUACCUAUUGUGUGUGUUUAUGUGUGCAUUUAUUCAUUAAUUAAUUCAUUAUUAGUAAUAGUAGUAUUAUCAGAAAAAUGCUCAAAAACAAGCAAAAAUGCUCAAGAACAGGUGUAACAUGUAACAUGUUCAGAAAGGUAAACUCAUCCUUAUAUAAAUUGUGUUUUCACAAUACACUAGAAACCAUCUCACUAUAUAUAACUGGCUGUUCAUUUUUAUCAGGGUUAGCACCUUAGGCCCCAUGCACACGAGACGCUGCUAAACUCGAGU